This is a messenger RNA of Diachasma alloeum, 675 nucleotides long. RefSeq lists its product as uncharacterized. Lineage: Eukaryota; Metazoa; Arthropoda; Insecta; Hymenoptera; Braconidae. The transcript is spliced from 4 exons. The coding region runs from base 1 to 675 and encodes 224 amino acids. The record is from RefSeq and is a predicted model, not a curated record.
AUGACAAAAGUUCUCUGUACGAUUUGGUCUCUCCUUUUGUAUUUAUCAGGAAUAUCCAUUUUUCAACCGUGUUUAUACAACUUAGUGAGGGACAAUGAUGACGAAGAUGAGGCUGUCUUGACCGGACCGCGAUUAACCUCCUGUAUAUUUGUCUCUGGGGUUUACAUCAUCACCACCAACAUCUCGAUGCUUCCAUCGACGUUCAAAAAACCGUCGGCUUCAAUGCUCUGUCUUUAUGAGUUUUUUGCUACCUCAUUCAUUCUGGAUUUCUCCGCGACGUGCAUCUGGACUCCGAUUGAUGUGAUGAUAAUGACGAGACUCCCAAAAGCCAUUUGCCACACGUUGAACAGUCUGGAUUAUGAUGACGCCGCUGAAUGGAUCGUCUCGAAUCAAUUACCCAUGAUGGCCACGAGUUUCGGUAUGAGUGUCGCAUUUUUUUUGACGUCUAUUCAUGUGACAAGGGCACUGGAUUUAACGAUGUACAAUGAAUGUGGAACCCUCGACUUCGCGGAUUACGCAAGAAAGAGGCUCUGGCAAAGAAUCCUCUCCGAACUCCGAAAAGCCUCCCCCAGAGAAAGAUGUCCCUACAAAAGCCCCAUCGAAAGCCACCAGUCCUCCUCGAAGCCCAGCGGCCGAAAAAAACAACGGAGUAGAAGCCGAAGACGAAGUCCAUAA